Messenger RNA from Capra hircus (goat), 2853 nucleotides. RefSeq names its product basic helix-loop-helix family member e22 (gene BHLHE22). NCBI's taxonomy places the organism in Eukaryota, Metazoa, Chordata, Mammalia, Artiodactyla, Bovidae. Gene Ontology annotation, molecular function: protein dimerization activity. Bases 58 to 1149 code for a protein of 363 amino acids. The transcript has a single exon. The record is from RefSeq and is a predicted model, not a curated record.
CCGACUCCCGAGCCCAGGAGGCGGCGGCGGGCCCGGGCUCCGCGCCGGGGCCGGACCAUGGAGCGCGGGCUGCACCUCGGCGCGGCCGCCGCGGGCGAAGACGAUCUCUACCUGCACAAGAGCCUGAGCGCCUCCGCCGCCAAGCGCUUGGAGGCGGCUUUCCGCUCCACGCCCCCGGGCAUGGACCUGUCCCUGGCACCGCCGCCCCGGGAGCGCCCGGCGUCCUCCUCGUCGUCGCCCCUCGGCUGCUUCGAGCCGGCUGACCCCGAGGGGGCAGGGCUGCUGCUGCCACCGCCCGGGGGAGGCGGCGGCGCGGGAGGCGGCGGCGGCGGCGGCGGGGUGGGCGUCUCCGGGCUGCUCGUGGGCUCCGCCGGCGUGGGGGGCGACCCCAGCCUGAGCAGCCUGCCGGCUGGGGCGGCCCUGUGCCUCAAGUACGGCGAGAGCGCCGGCCGGGGCUCGGUGGCCGAGAGCAGCGGCGGCGAGCAGAGCCCCGACGACGACAGCGACGGCCGUUGCGAGCUGGUGCUGCGGCCCGGAGGCACCGACCCGCGGGCCUCCCCGGGCGCGGGAGGCGGCGGCACCAAGGCGGCCGAGGGCUGCUCCAACGCCCUCCUCCACGGCGGCGGCGGCGCCCCCCCGGGGGCCCCAAGCGGCGGCGGUGGCGGGGGUAGCGGCGGCGGCGGCGGCGGGGGUAGUGGCGGCAGCAAGAAAUCCAAAGAGCAGAAAGCGCUGCGGCUCAACAUCAACGCCCGCGAGCGCCGGCGGAUGCACGACCUGAACGACGCGCUGGACGAGCUGCGCGCGGUGAUCCCCUACGCGCACAGCCCCUCGGUGCGGAAGCUCUCCAAGAUCGCCACGCUGCUGCUCGCCAAGAACUACAUCCUCAUGCAGGCGCAGGCCCUGGAGGAGAUGCGGCGCCUCGUCGCCUACCUCAACCAGGGCCAGGCCAUCUCCGCCGCCUCCCUGCCCAGCUCCGCGGCUGCGGCGGCCGCGGCCGCUGCCUUGCACCCGGCGCUUGGCGCGUACGAGCAGGCGGCCGGAUACCCGUUCAGCGCCGGGCUGCCCCCGGCUGCCUCCUGCCCGGAGAAGUGCGCCCUGUUCAAUAGCGUCUCCUCCAGCCUCUGCAAACAGUGCACGGAGAAGCCUUAAACAUCCCCUCCACCCAUCCACCACCACCCCGCCCCGAAAAACACCAGACCGACCCCAAAGCUAGAGGACAGUGCACAGCUGCUCACCACCCCUUUUAUUUGGUCCUCUCGUAGUUGGGAAACACUUGCAGAACAGACAAAGCGGAGGCGAGAACUGAGAAGUAUCAGAGACACUCGGGACUUCUAGCCUCGACAACCCCAGAAUCUUGGUCUUUGGGGUGGGGAGUGAGGUGGAGUUGGUAUGGAGAUAGAUAUCUUUAUUUUUUCCUCGGAAAAGUGGCAACUUUGGUGGCAGCUUAGACCGCGAGGAAGCAGUUUGCCUUUAAGGUUAAAACACAAGUUGAGAAGUAGUCGUUAUUAAGCGUGGAAGGUAUUCCAGGGCAAAAUAGUAAUCCUACUGAUAAUUGUGAAUUUGGCUAGUGCUGAGGGGGGAAGGAGGAGUCCGGGGUUGGGUGGCUUGUGGGACGGAAUAUUCAUUCAGACAAAUCAGAAAGGGCACUUGAAAAUAAAUUUGAUUCUGAGCCAGGAGAAAAACUUGAAAUGUAGAUUUAUUUAAGUGAAAAAACAAAACAAAACAAAAACAACAGAAAGAGACACGUUGCUAUGAAAGACUUGUAUUUUUUAUUGUCUCUGAACUUUAAUCCUGUGAAAAUGCUCAAAAGUUUUGGCAAGAGUGAUAUAAAACUGACUGUGGCUGAAAGAAAUUGCAUUUAAAAAUAUUUAUGUGCACCUUGUUACUUUCCACUCUGCAAUGAUGUAUUAACGAUUCAUGGUAUUUAUUUGUUAUUCAUCAAUGACCCUUCCACAUCAACAGUAUUUAUCAUGUGUUAAGGUCAUGGGGUCUUAUGUGCAGAUUUUUUUAAUGCCUCUAAAAUUCUGUUUUAUAGAUUAACUUAUUGUGUGCCAAGUGUUUAAAAGGGUUUAUUUGCCAACAAGUAUGAAGAGACAUAUUGAUGUAUCUGAGCUGCUUAGGUUUAUCAAAGGUCACCUGGAUAUCUUCAGUUGCAUCAUCCCUGUAUUUAAAUUGAGCUUUAAUAAAUUGCUUCAGUCCAAAAAUUACAGGAAAGGUGUAUUCUUAAUUAAUGAAUGAAUUGAUCUCUUUCUUUUUUUCCCAAAAGGGGACUCUUUUGCAUUCUAAAAAGGAAGACAUCACAGCAAUAGAUCCUAUAAGUAAGAACAUGCUAAACAAAUACUUUUUUCAGGCUAUGCUGUGCAUUUAUAAAAGGUCUAAUUUAAUUGCUUUUAAUAUAUGUGUACAUAUAUAAGUUAUUUUAACUGUGGAGAAUUAUUUAAGUUGAAAGACUGGUUUGAUUUGCCUAUGGUGUGAAAUUCUUUGUUAUUUUUCUAAAAAACAAUUAAAAGGAAAUAAAAUAAAACUAAGGAAGAGCAAGAAGCUAUUUACCCAAAGCGAGCUUUCAGUUUUAGUUUGCAUGGCUGUUUGCCUGCCUUUCUAGCCUAUGAAAAUCCAGAAAACCUUUUUUAAAAAAUGGAGUCCUGCUAUUUUCACUCCUUGCAGAUAAUACAAAUUCAGUUUGUCAGGUUGGAUGGUGAGUGGGGAGUUGUGAUGGAUCUCUUGGCGGGUUUUGGAUGUGUAAAGAAUGAUAUAUAUAUUAAAUAGGUCAAUCAGACUAUGACAGCUAUGUACGACCAUUUGUAUGUGUAUCUAUGUCAGAAAGAAUCUUUAUUAAAAUAUUUUGAUCAAACA